AUGAAGGGCUGCAUUUUCACUUUGUUUUUAUUCUCUGUCCUGCUUGCUGUCUCUGAAGUAAGAAGUGAGGAGUCCCUGAAACUCUGCGGGAAAGAUUUCAUCAGAGCGAUCAUCUACAUCUGCGGUGCCUCCCGCUGGAGAAGGGACCUGGAGGAGAGUCUUCAAGGUCAGCUAGAGGAGCAAACAAACCACUUCCGUUUCCCGGGUGAACAAGAUGUUUUGGAAGAAGGUGCAGCACAGAACCUUGGGAAGCUGGAGUCUGCAGUGGAGUCUUUUCGUCGGGGUGGGCUGCUGCCCACUGGAGGGGUGUGGGGGUCCAGGAAGCAUCCAGUGAAGUCAAGGAGAGACCUCUCCCUCCUCUGCUGCACUGAGGGCUGCAGCAUGGCUGAUCUGAGCUCUUUUUGUUAA
Molecule: messenger RNA, 408 nt
Organism: Elephantulus edwardii (Cape elephant shrew)
Lineage: Eukaryota; Metazoa; Chordata; Mammalia; Macroscelidea; Macroscelididae
Gene: INSL5
Product: insulin-like 5
Exons: 2
Coding region: 1-408 (135 amino acids)
Biological process (GO): positive regulation of feeding behavior
Cellular component (GO): extracellular region
Molecular function (GO): hormone activity
Source: RefSeq, a predicted model, not a curated record